AUGUCCAGGCCGGUCAUUGCCCCUGUGAGCGUCAACGCGACAGCUCCGGAAACCUUUGAGGUCCUGGACCAGAGGAUGAGAGUCGUGGAAGAUCAGGCGAGCACACUGCUGAAGGAUUUGGAGGCACUAGGUGCGAAUGGCUGCAGGGUGGAGUUCUUCCCUUGCAAACCUUUGGAGCGCUCUGAAGAUUGCCGCCCCGUCAGCCCCCUUUGCGCUCGAGGGGCAUUUGGCGGCGAGAACAACACGCUGUGGAAAUGCUGUGAACAGCUGGUGAGUCGGAUGUGCCGCCUGGAGAGCGUCGUUCAGACCCUGAGGCUGAGCCUGUUCCGGCUGCAGACUGAGAAAGACCUGAAUCCGCAGCACGCAGCCAAUCUGGAGCAGCGCCUGAACACGAUCCAGAAGGAGCACCUGCAGGAGCUGAAGACGCUGCAGGCGGAAGGGUGGUCACUACGCCAGCAACUGAGCGACUCGCGAGAGGAGGCAGAAAAAGCCUGCGAGCGAGCAGAAAGGCUCAGCGCUGCCCUGGAGAUUGCAACGGCGACCAAGAGAGACGUGGCCGUUGCUGCAAAGGAGCUGAGGGCGACAAAAAAUAAAAUGAACCACAACCUGCAGGAGGUAAAACAGCAGCUCUCUAAGGAGUCUAGCAUGAGGAAGUCCUUGGAAGAAUCCCAAGAAGUCCUGCUGUAUCGGGUGCAGGAUAUGGAGCAGACGGUGGAGAAUGAACGGAAGCAGGUUCACAUUCUGCAGCUGGACUGCAACAGCCUGCACGAAGACAUUCAGGCAGCUCAGGAGAGGCUGCGGGAGGAGGAGGAGAGGGCAGUCCGGCUGGAGCAGGAAUGCGCGCAGCUCAGAGCUGAUCUAGAAUCCCGAGAGAAUACCAUUUCCAAGCUCAGCGAAGAAGAAAAAGCUGCCCGGCUGUCUUCCAACAGAGAACACGAGGAGAACCUAAAGCUGCGAUCAGAAAUAACCGCUUUGCAAGAGAUGGCGGGGGAAGUGCAGGUGCUGAAUGAGCAGCUAAGCCAACAGUGUGAAGAACUGAGCGACACCCUCCGAAGCGUUACUAUGGAGAACGCUAAACUUAUCUCUGAUCACCAGGCCGCUCUGAAGGCAGAACAGGACAAAAUUAAUCGGAAGCUGCAAGAACAAGACCUGCUUCUGGAUGCUGCCCGGGCCAACAUUACAGGAGAGCUGCAGAACUUGCAGAAAGAGAAAGCUGAGCUUCAGAGAGAGAGAGAUGCCCUGCUUGCUGAGCACGCUGACUGCAAACAGAAAGCUUGUGAAGAUGCGGAGACCACGGCCACCCAGAAGGAGCUCCUGGAGGCCAUGGUUGCCAGGUUACAAAGUGAACUAGAGACAGAGCUGAAGGAGAAGGAGAGACGAGAGGAAGAGAUGCAGAGAACAGUCCGUGAAAUAACGCAGGAGAACACCAAAUUGGAAGCAGAAUUGACUGGAAAUAAGCUGGAAAUUGACCCUUUGAAAGACAGACUGGCUUCACUGGAAGAAGAAAACAAGAAAUUAACAGAGCGGGAAGCAUCCCUGGAACACCAGCUGCAUGCCCAGCAACAAGUGGAGCAGGCCCUAGCAAACCUGACGGAGGACAAAAAUAAACUGGUGUACGACAACGGAAAACUUCAGAGUAGGAUGAAACAGCUGGAGGAAGAACUGCAGCCCCUCGCAGAAGCCCAUUCCGAGAACAGUCGGCUUCGUAAACUGAACACAGCCUUGGAGACCGAAUAUAAUCAGGUGAAUGCCGAACUUGGCUCCCUCAAAAGGAGCUUGCAGAAGACACAAGCGCACCUUAAACAGACACGGUCUGCCCUCGAAUGCAGAGAGGAGGAUUUUUUUCUGGCAGCCCAAUCCCGUGACGAGGCAUUAAGGGAGAACGAGGAGAUCAAGCAGCUGAUGAGCACGAAUGAAGAAAGAGGGAAACGGAAGUUGACAUUGCUGCGGCGCAAGCUGGAAGAAGCCAAGGGGGACAAUCUCAAAGUGACCACUCUGCUCGAGAACGUGCUGACUUCUCACAAGAAAAUGGAGAAGUCUCUGGAGAAGACGCAGGCGGAGCUGGCCCGCAAGGAUUCGGAGCUCGCCAGCUUGAGGAAGGAUAGGACCCAAAGCCAGCAACAAAUCCAGAAGUUGGAGGCAGAAUUGGAGCAGUGCCAUAGCCAGCUGUCCUUGGAAUCUCAACACAGUAUUAAGACGGACCCGCUUCGUAAAGCCCUGGAAGUCAUGAAAGGGGACAACAAGAGGCUGGCCCAAAACCUGGAGCAGACGCUGGAGAGCAACAGCCUCCUGCAGAGCCAGCUGGCACGCUUGCAAGAAGAGCUGGAGAGUAAAGAUGCCGAGUACCAGCAGCUUGUGGAGUGCAGGGACCAGCUGAUCGAGGAAGCCAAGGUGGAGGCCCAGCUGUGUGCCCAGCGCCUGGAGACCCUCAAGAAGCAGUUCCAGGUGGAACGAGAAGCGAUCAAGAAAGCGGCCCAGAAGGAAUCGGCUGAGCUGAAGAAAGCCCUGGACGAGGUCUACUCUAAGUCUGCUGACGUGUCACGCUGUAACAGGGAGCUGCGGGCCAAAGUGGUGGAGCUGGAUGAGGCGCUGGUCAGUCACAAGGAGAGGGUGAAGAGGCAGAAAGUGUUGAUCACCCAGUACUUUAAUUCCAAGACGAAUAAUGCCCGGAACACAGACAGGAUAAAAGAAAUUGAACAGGAGUUGAGGCAAAUGGAAGAGAUGAAGGAGCAGUACCAGAAGAAAAACCAAGAGCAGUCUGUCAGUAUCAAGCAAUUUAUCAACGAACUGGCAUGCCUUCAGACCGAGAUGCAGCAGCUGGCCCGGAAUCAAGAAGAGGUGGCCAUGCAGAACAGACACCUGGAGGGGCGGCUGGAAGUCGAGCAUCAGCAGAGGCAACAGCUGGAGGAGCAGUGCAAGACUCUGGAAGAGACAGUCACAUGCUUGAAGAAAUGCAAAGAGGAUACCGAAAAGAAACUGAAAGAAGCCAGCGUAGAGUCCGAACAGAUAACAGCUAAUCUAGAGGAAGCGCAUCAUUGGUUCAAGUCCAAGUUUGACAGUCUGCAACGGGAGCUGGCCAAAAACCGGCAGCAGAGGAUGCCUGGAGAACAAGUUUAUGAAGAAGAGGAAAGGCUGGUGAAGCUCCCCAGCCAGGCAUGCCUGAAGCGCUGGGAGACCAAGCAGCACCUGAAGCUCAUUGCCAGGAAGUAUCUGAGCUGAAUUAGCCAUGGGCCUCGGACUGGCGAAGUUCCCAGUGGCAGGAGGCAAUGGCCCCGUGCCUGUAAACGAGACUUAUCAGACAAAGGAAGCUGCCAUGUGCCAGCGGUGGUAGUACUCUGA
Euleptes europaea (tarantolino) is the source of this 3339-nucleotide messenger RNA. It is a transcript of the gene CCDC150, whose product is annotated as coiled-coil domain containing 150. Lineage: Eukaryota; Metazoa; Chordata; Lepidosauria; Squamata; Sphaerodactylidae. The record is from RefSeq and is a predicted model, not a curated record. The transcript has 27 exons.